AUGAAGCCAAAGGAAACUUUUGAUGAUGGAGUAACUACUUUAAUGUUAAAAUUUGAUUUCGGAAUGGCAGCUUUGCCGCGUAGGAUUAUAAAGGAAACGCAGAGAUUGAUGCAAGAGCCAGUGCCCGGUAUCAGUGCGGUACCGGAUGAUAGCAAUGCAAGAUAUUUUCAUGUCAUUGUUACGGGACCUAGAGAUUCACCGUUCGAAGGGGGUCUUUUUAAAUUAGAGCUUUUUCUACCGGAAGACUACCCAAUGUCUGCACCGAAAGUACGUUUUAUCACUAAAAUAUAUCAUCCGAAUAUUGAUAGACUGGGAAGAAUAUGCUUAGAUAUAUUGAAAGAUAAAUGGAGCCCAGCACUUCAAAUCCGUACAGUACUUCUUUCAAUUCAAGCAUUGUUGAGUGCUCCAAAUCCCGACGAUCCUCUUGCAAACGAUGUAGCUGAAUUAUGGAAGGUCAACGAAAGUGAAGCAAUACGUAACGCGAAAGAAUGGACUCGAAGAUACGCAAUGGAUAAUUGA
Pediculus humanus corporis (human body louse) is the source of this 519-nucleotide messenger RNA. Its product is annotated as ubiquitin-conjugating enzyme E2-17 kDa, putative. The coding region runs from base 1 to 519 and encodes 172 amino acids. Lineage: Eukaryota; Metazoa; Arthropoda; Insecta; Psocodea; Pediculidae. The transcript is spliced from 2 exons. The record is from RefSeq and is a predicted model, not a curated record.